This is a messenger RNA of Plenodomus lingam JN3, 1902 nucleotides long. RefSeq lists its product as uncharacterized. The record is from RefSeq and is a predicted model, not a curated record. Gene Ontology annotation, biological process: thiamine biosynthetic process. Gene Ontology annotation, cellular component: cytoplasm. Gene Ontology annotation, molecular function: magnesium ion binding; thiamine-phosphate diphosphorylase activity; ATP binding. Lineage: Eukaryota; Fungi; Ascomycota; Dothideomycetes; Pleosporales; Leptosphaeriaceae.
AUGACUUCACAGACGAGUGAACUACACUGCAACACCUUCAAUUCGUCCCAUGUUCAAUUUUCACCCGACUCUGAUUGCGCAACACACUUCGGAUACGCUAAAAUAGGCAGUCUUCGUAGCGAACGCCAUCCUUGCGCCCCGCAAUCGACUCUUCAUGAACCCCUCCAGCAUGACAGUGCGACUAGAUAUCCACCCACACGUGCAUCUGGACCAGUCGCAAUGAUGAAGGACAAGGCCGACUACUCCUUGUAUCUUGUGACGGAUUCUACAAAACCAAUAUUAGGGGAUAGAGAUUUGGUCCAUGUGGUGGAACAGGCUUUGCUGGGAGGCGUCACACUCGUGCAAUAUCGCGACAAAACGUCCGAUACAGGAGCACUCAUAUCCACAGCCAGAGCUAUCCAUGAGAAAUGCAAAGCCCACAACAUCCCUCUCCUAGUCAACGACCGUGUCGACGUCGCCCUGGCCGUAGGCUGUGAAGGCGUACACAUCGGCCAGGAUGACAUGUCCGUCUCCUCAGCUCGCCAACUCCUUGGCCCCGACAAGAUCAUUGGAGCGACAGUGUCCUCAGUCGAAGAAGCCCGCAUAGCUGUCGAGCAAGGCGCAGACUACUUGGGUAUUGGAACACUCUACGCUACUCAGACCAAGAAGAAUACCAAAGACAUCAUCGGCAUCAAUGGCAUCAGAGGUAUCUUACGAUACCUCGACACGGCAGACGAAGCAUCCAAGAAGAUCAAAACAGUCUGUAUAGGCGGUGUAAACGCAACCAACAUCCCCUUGAUCAUCCACCAACUCUUCGCCCCAACACCUUCAAAUCGCUCCCCGAAAACAAUCGAUGGCGUCGCCGUCGUAUCCGCCAUCAUCGCUUCUCCAGACCCAAAAUCCUCCUCCCAAACCCUCCUCAACCUCGUCCACUCCCCCCCUCCCCCCUUCAAAUCCCCCUCCGCCCUACCCACCUUCUGGCUCGAAAACGACACCGAAGAAAUCACCCACGUCCUCCGCACCGCCCUCGCCGCCACCAAAGCCGUAAAAUCUAAAACCCCCCUGACACACAACAUGACCAACCUCGUCGUCCAAAACUUCGCCGCCAACAUCGCCCUCGCCCUCGGCGCAAGCCCCAUUAUGGCAAAUUACGGACCCGAAGCCACAGACCUCGCCAACCUCCCCGGCACCGCCGCCGCCCUUGUCAUCAACAUGGGCAGCGUCAACCCCGACGGCCUAGCAAACUACACCCAAGCCAUACGCGCCUACAACGCCGCCGGCCGCCCCAUCAUCUUCGACCCCGUCGGCGCCGCCGCAACCCACGUCCGCCGCACCGCAGUCUCCCACCUCCUAGCCGCCGGCUACUUCGACCUGAUCAAAGGCAACGAGCGCGAGAUCCUGCAAGUUGCGCGGGCCACGGGCUUCGCCGUCACCGACGCCGACGAGACGUCGCGGGUCCAGCGCGGCGUGGACAGUGGUGCUCCGCUCUUCUCCCUCCGGGAAAAAGCUCACGUCGUGUCCAUGCUUGCGCGGCGCGAACGCAAUGUCGUGCUCAUGACGGGCGCUGUGGAUGUGAUUAGCGAUGGCGAUCGCACGUACAGUAUCAGUAACGGACAUGCAUAUCUUGGGCUGGUUACGGGCAGUGGGUGUACGCUCGGCACCACGCUUUCGGCCUAUCUGGCAGCGUAUCCGAAGGACAAGUUGUUGGCGGGGGUGGCAGGCUUGUUGCAUUUCGAGGUUGCGGCGCAGAGGGCGGCGGCGAGGGAGGAUGUGCGUGGGCCGGGGUCGUUUGUGCCGGCGUUUAUUGAUGAGGUGUUUAGGAUUGGGGAGGAGGUUGGGGAGGGGAAGAUGGACUGGGAGGGCGUGGCGAGGGUGGAGUGUGUCAAGGGGGUUGAGGAGGGUGCGGUGUUGAGGUUGGAAUGA